UUUAGGUACAUCGACCGGUUGGGCAGUCUAGUCUGUCUCGUUGCAGGUGUACGAACGAAGACCACGCGAGCGAGCGAUUUAACCAGCAAACAAAAAAAACAUGUCUAUUAUCCAGCAACACUCCCAAGCCUCGCUAAGCGAUGCCUGGCGAACCAUCAAUAUCGACGCCCUAGAUCCAGACUCCUCACAGAACUUCGAUACUUCGACCCUCCACCCCCCGUUACCCGAGGUCGGCGAGGCUGAAGUUAGGCAGCUGAACGCACAGAUACGGCAGCUACUGCGAGGCGGUGACUCCGAAGGCGCUUUAAGGGGCUGCCUCGAAAGCCCGGUGUACAACGGGAGUGACUCGGCCAAGGAUGCACACCUGCAGACCGUAGUUGAGGUCUUGCAAUCGAUUAAGGCGAGCGAGAUGACACCGAUGUUGCAGCGAAUCUACGGCUCGGAAGGCGGGAGUGAACUGCUAGAUGUGUUGACAAAGUAUCUAUAUAAAGGCAUGUCAGGAGGAUCAUCGAAGGAAGGACACAAGACACCCACGCGGAACUUAACUCCGCAGGCUACAGGAUUUAGCCAGAUCGGGUCGAGAAAUGUUACCGUGAAUGAAAACACAGGUGCAGCUAUGAGUGUGUUAUUGAGCUGGCAUGAGAAGGUCGUCGAUGUUGCAGGACUAGGCAGCAUAGAACGAUGCAUGACGGACUGGCGUAAGGUUUAAAGCCAGGAUUACUAUUAGAAAUGGGAUCACGAGUUUGCUCUGCAUUUCCGGUUCUUGCGUGCUUGUUGCUUGCUGCUAUGUCAUUGAGCGUGGAUUCUAUUUAGGUGCGCUACGCGUAAAGGCGCGUCCUUCCCUUUCUCCCUCCUAUUUUAUUUACGUUGUGUACAUAGAAGGUAUUAGACAUCCACAUAUUGCCAUUUUAUUCUGUGGAAGGUGCGCCUACCUGGGUUUCUACGCAUACAUAUUACAUAGCGUUGGUGUUUAACGCACCUGCCUUGGAUUCUUGAUACAACUAAGGUUUUGAAGAUUUACA
Molecule: messenger RNA, 1022 nt
Organism: Hypoxylon trugodes
Lineage: Eukaryota; Fungi; Ascomycota; Sordariomycetes; Xylariales; Hypoxylaceae
Product: Arp2/3 complex 16 kDa subunit ARPC5
Exons: 3
Coding region: 101-709 (202 amino acids)
Biological process (GO): regulation of actin filament polymerization; Arp2/3 complex-mediated actin nucleation
Cellular component (GO): Arp2/3 protein complex; cytoplasm; actin cytoskeleton
Molecular function (GO): actin filament binding
Source: RefSeq, a predicted model, not a curated record